Messenger RNA from Lycium ferocissimum, 1295 nucleotides. RefSeq lists its product as uncharacterized. The record is from RefSeq and is a predicted model, not a curated record. The transcript has 4 exons. Bases 209 to 1108 code for a protein of 299 amino acids. Lineage: Eukaryota; Viridiplantae; Streptophyta; Magnoliopsida; Solanales; Solanaceae.
AAAAAAAAAAAAAAGAGAGACGCAAAAAGCAUAAACCCUAGACAACUCUCCCAUCUCUAUUUGUUUGCCACGUGUCAUCAGCCACAAACUCCAUGGAUUUCCCCUUCUUAUUACCAAACCCCCCAACACUCCUUCCAUCUUCCUUUUCCUCUUCUUUCUUCACUCUUUCUCUCUAAUUCUUUAACAUCCAAACACGUCCUUAGAAAAAAUGAAACAUAUCAAGUCUCAUCAACAGUGUUAUUUGCUUAAUACUUCAAACGAAGAUGAAAUUGAAGUAGCCAAUAUUCUACUCGAUCUUGAUAACCUUUUUAGAGAAAAACAAUUUUCUUCAUUACUUUGGGGUUCUAAAAAGAGGAGAUCUAAUCGAGGCAACGAUGUUUCUUCACGUGUUAACUCAUCACCAUCACUUCAAGGUAGUUCAAAAAUUGAUGAACAUGAAAUUGAACACAAAAUUAAAGUUGAAGUCAAUAGCCCUGCAACUCCACUUUCUUUUUCACCAAGUGAAUCUGAUGAAAAAUCCAAACAUUCUUCGAGGAAAAGUUCCAAAAGAAAGUCAAGGGAGGAGUUAAUGGAUAUGAUAAAACAAUUAUCUCAAUGCAGAGAAUCGCUUAAAGGGGAAGUGGAGAAUGUUCGGAAUUGCUACAACAACCAAAAAGCUUAUAAUUUGAAGUUGAAAGCAAUGAAAGAACAGGUGACAAGAAUGUUGAAUAUCCAAGGGGCUGGUGUUAAUUUAGGUCAACUUCACAAUAAUCCUGGAAUGGAGCCCAAUCGUCAACCGCCGUUCAUUAUGGAUCAGGUUGCUUUAGGAUCAGAAACCUUUCAUAGAUUUCAGUAUCCAUUGGGCCAUCUGCAACAGGCCCAACCUUUAUUCUCAAAUGGAUUGGGCCCUGUGAAUCAUAUGGGCCUGGGUUCAGGCCCAAUAGGUCUUCCAGAUCUAAAUGUUACUGUGGAUGAGAGUUUCACAUUGGACUCAUUAUCACCUUUUGAUAUUGAGAGAAUGAAUGUUGUAAGAAAGGCCCAAUUUGCUGAAGCUAGAAGGAGGAGGAUGAUUAAAAGAAUAGAAAUUAAGAAUUCAUCUGGUUUUAUUAGACCACCAAGGAGGAGAUAGUGGUAAUAUUGUAUUUUUUUUUUAUUUUUUUUUAAAUUCCUUUCAUAUGAUUUUUUUUUGUCAGCGUAUAAAUGCCAAUCGAGCAAAGCUCUUUUGGUUUUUAGCUAUGUCGCAAAAGUGAAAAUGUAUCGUACUUAAAAAGUUGGUGAGCUAUACUGAUUUAUAUAUACUUUUCAUUUGUAUGCAA